This is a messenger RNA of Lachancea dasiensis, 462 nucleotides long. NCBI's taxonomy places the organism in Eukaryota, Fungi, Ascomycota, Saccharomycetes, Saccharomycetales, Saccharomycetaceae. The record is from the annotation of a GenBank genome assembly.
AUGGUCCAGAGUGAACCACAAAGACUGCAAAGGCAGCACGAAGAGACCACCACGAGGGACGCUAGAAUCAGACUAGAUAUGAAGAAAAUGUUCAUGGAUGAUGAGUUUUUCUUUCCCGAGCAGAGAAUGGUAAUGGGCUCUAACCAGGCCGUCGCGGUUUCGGGUGGGUUUGGUACGAUUCUCAAGGGAGGUUCCAGUGUGGCCCGUGGAGGAGAUGGUGGCAUGGCUUCGGGAAGACUUACGGAGCAGCAGUAUUACCAGAGUCAGCUCGUAGCAGCUGUUCAACAGCAACAGCAACAGCAACAGCAACAACAACAGCAACAGCAACAGCAACAACAACUACAGCGGCAGCAGCAACAGCAGCAGUCGAAACACUCCCAUAACCCGUAUUUGAAUAACUCAACCUUUCACGCGCAACAGCAACGUGACGGGCUUUCUUUGAAGGGCAUGCGGAACUGGUGA